AUGGUUCAAACACCAAGCAAAGCGAAUAUCUCCAACAUUCGUCAAAGAGUUUCAGUAAGCAAAUCUUCAACUUCUACCUACAAGUCAGGUUACAUCCUAGUAACUGACAAUGGUAGCUCAGCUUCACUCCCCUCUGUGGUUGACCCAACAAGCAAAACCUUGGAUAACAACCAAGCUGGUUCUGAAAAGAACCUUGAUGCUAUUUUCAACGCCAUCACUUCUUUGGGUGAGAGAAUAAAGCAUCUUGAAGCUGUUCCUCCUAUUCUGCAACAAGCUAAUCAACUUGAUGAAGACCUUGAUGAGGAAUCCGCUGAUGAGGAUUUCACUGGUAAACAUUGGGGUCUAACUACUAUCAAGGAGAUUAGACGUAACUACGAAGUUGGUGAUAGACUAUCCGAUGGAGAUGUCAUAAGUUUUGUCUCAACCAAAACACUUCGUCAUUACUCUUCCAAUGAGGCGUUGUUGAAUAGAGUUCAAGUUUUGAUGGCUCGAUUUGAAUCUGUCAUUCACAACUCUCGUAACUAUCCUCGUCUACAAGAAAUUCAAUCCAAAGGCUUGCAAAAGAUGAUGGAAAUGUUACAUUUGAAGUCUAAAUUAUAUUAA
Molecule: messenger RNA, 603 nt
Organism: Naegleria gruberi
Lineage: Eukaryota; Heterolobosea; Eutetramitea; Acrasida; Naegleriidae
Exons: 1
Coding region: 1-603 (200 amino acids)
Source: RefSeq, a predicted model, not a curated record